AUGAAAAGCCCUCUGAUCAUGGACUGCUACGGAGAUCUAGGUCUCGUGGGAACGGCCACAGGGGAUGAAAUCGAAAUGGUCUGCCGUAUUUUAGAGGGCAAGUACCGCGCAGAAGACGACGAGGAACGACUCCUAAAGGUGUGUCAUGACGACGUUUUGACUGGCUUCGUACGACCCUACCGACCGCAGACGAGGGAUGCGUAUGGCUUGUUGAGCCGGGCACCGGAACGCGCAGAUUAUGACAAAGAUUAUGCAAACGCCAGAACAGCCUGGUUCCGGCACCGCAAGUGGACCGAUUGGGAGGCGGCGGCGGAGAAGACAGCGGCAAGAGGGGAGGGUAGCUCACCAGAGAACAAGAACUUGAAUUAUGCGCAGAAGCUGAUGGCUAAGAUGAGAGACCGCAGGGUGAAACGAGAGACGAUCAUCGUGGACGGUACGGCCCGCAGCGAUUGGCAUAAAGAAGCUCACGACAUCUCAGAGGAGCACCCUCAAGACGAUAUCCCACACAAUGCGCCAGAGAUGACGUAUACCAGACAGACGGAGGACAUUGUCAAUGGAGAGGCGGAUCCGGAGUCUUCCGUAAAGACGACCCGCCGACCCAGGGAGUAUUACGCAGGCUCGCAUCCUUUGAAGCAUCCUACCUGUGCCAGGGAAGACCAUCAUUGGCAGGGCUGGUGGCCGACUCUGGGGGCCUUUGUGCCCUCCGCCUGCCACUUCUGCCGGUUGUUUGCGUCCAGCUUCUAUUGUUCGAGUUGCAACGACACGGUCUGCUUGACCUGCAGGCUGACGUGGUCAUGA
This is a messenger RNA of Colletotrichum destructivum, 798 nucleotides long. RefSeq lists its product as uncharacterized. The record is from RefSeq and is a predicted model, not a curated record. Bases 1 to 798 code for a protein of 265 amino acids. The transcript has a single exon. NCBI's taxonomy places the organism in Eukaryota, Fungi, Ascomycota, Sordariomycetes, Glomerellales, Glomerellaceae.